AUGGCGUCUCAUGCUGCGAUGCUCCUGAAUCCCAAGGGUGCCAAACGACAAGCCCAAAGCAAUGGUAAUCAUCCCCUUUCUUCUUCCCCAGCGAGUGGUUUGCCACCCACGGAUUCUGUCGCUAUGUCCUGCGAGCCUCCCUCGGAAAAAUCUCGGCCUAUGACUUAUUCUCCUGCGCUUGCUUCUCCUGAUUCCCCUGGUGCCUCUUCUCGCGCUUCUACCCUCCCGUGUGCGGACGCAAUGGAUGUCUUGGCCAUGCCUAAAGACCCUCUUGACUCAACGGAGGCGCCUGUCCAUCAUGACACCGAGAUGGAUACUCAGCCCAUGCCUGCGGACAUCAUGCAUCCAGCUGACUCUUGUGUCCUUUCUGCCCCUCAGAUGGAUACUUCGCUUAUGCGUACGAAGUUUCUUGGCCCAGCUGAUUCCUUUUCCCCUUGUGCUCCCAAUCCGCUUGGUCCGUGUUCAAGUCUUUCUUCCCACAAUUUAUCUUCUCUUGUUACUUCUCCGACAGAUCCCACGCUUCUCGACUCCAGGGAUUCCCAAGGCUUACUUUUGAAAGGUCCAGGAAAGCAGCAGGGAAAUGGUUCAUCUGUCUCUCCCAUGGGUCCCGCAGGCACCACAGCCGUCACACGCAUCCAUCAACCAAAUAUUCACACCUUUUCAAAUGUGGCGUCGGGAAUCUCGACCCCAGCUGAGAAGUCGGAAUCCGGCCUGACAGUGCAUUUCAGCACCACCAAUGACGAAGACGACGAAAGCGACACGAAAAGAAGUUACCGCGAGCUGAGUGAUGACGAAAACAUCACCUACCGACCCAAUUUGAUCGAAAAUGUCUAUGGCGUUGAAAAGCGGAAGAACCAACCGACGAAAAAAAUCAAAACCCAGCAUGAUGUGGAAGAGAAACCGAACAUGGUGAAAGCGCCGGUCUCAAUAUCUGGAGAUAGCGGGCUUGGGAAGUGGAUGAAAGAGGACGAUAGGAAACAAAAUCCAAUUUCCAGUACACCCAACCUGGUGGAUUUGACGACAGACCUUGUUAGCACAACUAAGGACGAUGACGAAGUCCUAUGCACCGGUUCAACAGAUCUCAGCGCCCAGCGUGUCUGCUUCGGCAAAGUCGAAAACGCAAUGAUCACCGCCCAUUUAGUCCCCAGACCAGGACACUCCGUUUGCACCGACUGGUCGCACGCUUGGCCAUCUAUUAAAUUAGAUCUUCAACGCCAGCCGGUGAAGGGCAAUUAUCAGAUUCACGUCGCGGACCCUCAUGGUAAAGUUUUCGGUACAAUUGACCCUAAAACAGCACAAGGACUAUGUCCGCUUCUGGACUCCGAAGUACAAAUUAUCGAGGUGACAGCCUUAUUGGAUUUCCGGAGAACCUCGCCGAAUGAAGAGAUCUGGACUCCCACCUCAGCGCUAUGGCGUGCAACCCUCAAUAUAUAUGGCCAAAGAAAGCACGCAGAGGCUGUCGGCAAAUUCCUAUCUCACCGCAAUGUCUGGCUAGGGGCUCCAAAUUCGGUGGACAAAGGAACUGCUGUAUUCAAUCCACACGCGGAGAGUCGACGCCAGCUUACUGCCGCCACCAACUCUGCGCGGACUCGCCCAGCAUGUUCGACCAGCUCGCCAACGUGA
Molecule: messenger RNA, 1623 nt
Organism: Penicillium egyptiacum
Lineage: Eukaryota; Fungi; Ascomycota; Eurotiomycetes; Eurotiales; Aspergillaceae
Source: the annotation of a GenBank genome assembly